AUGGGCCUUACGCCUAUACGUAUUCGAAGCAAGCGGAAAUUUCCAUCGAGAGACAACCCGUCUCCUCGGCAAACUAUCGCAUCUCUCCCUGACGACAAUAUCAGCCCCCCCAAGAGAAUGAAGCGCUCACUAUCAAAUGUCCUCGCCUCUCGAUCUACGCGUUGCAGGCCGGCUAUUCAGGCUCUUCCGGCCGAAAUCUUGGAGAGUAUAUUCCUUUACAGCGCCAAUGUUGCCCUCCCCCGGUCCGCGCCGCUCAUAGGAUCAAAGCUGUCUGGGCGGGCUACUCUCAUCAGGUUCAUCAUAUGGGCAUUCCAGGAUACUUGGGAACAAUCGUUCGGUGACCCUGAGAAGUUUGCUGCACUAGAUAAGAAUCGUGUAUCUGGCAAUUGGCAACUCCAGGCGCAGCAGACCUGGGUAGAAAAGUAUGCCAGAGACCAACAUUAUCGUCAUUAUCUUCCUCAGUUGGAUGAUGACGGUGAUCCCUUUAUUUAUGGACACGGCCAUGAUUUCGAAGGUGGCGUAGGGCACUUCAACUCACAGCAGUGUUUUGAAGCUGAUUAUCAGGAGGUUCUGUCCUGGAAACCUUUCGAAAGGGUUGGAUCAUGGGGUGGCUGUGAUAUUCACCCAAAGGUACGCAUUCCUACAUCCCUCAUCACCGGUCCAUGGGACGAAAAGAAUCUACGCCUCCUGUUCUGGCUCCGCAGGGGUGGGCUAGUUUAUGGCCUAGAAGAGCAUGAUAGAUCGUGGGAGAUUCAGCUGGACUGUCUUCGUAACGCAUUUAUCGACGCACCGGAGCCUAACGCCUUCAUCACAAAUUUGAUCGAUCUCACUGCACUGUGUCAGGGUCUACCGAGAGAUGUUGCCAGAGAGCAAAGAAGACGCAUUGAUCAACGGCUGAAAUGGGGUGCUGAUAGUGUCAUUUCGAAGGAGAUACUCCGACAGGUCUAUGGAACAAUAGGGAUUUUCCACGAUGGCUUUGGCACUUCAAGCUCCCCGAAAUAA
Fusarium musae is the source of this 1002-nucleotide messenger RNA. RefSeq lists its product as uncharacterized. The record is from RefSeq and is a predicted model, not a curated record. The transcript is spliced from 2 exons. Lineage: Eukaryota; Fungi; Ascomycota; Sordariomycetes; Hypocreales; Nectriaceae. The coding region runs from base 1 to 1002 and encodes 333 amino acids.